This is a messenger RNA of Schistocerca piceifrons (Central American locust), 918 nucleotides long. RefSeq lists its product as uncharacterized. The transcript is spliced from 3 exons. The coding region runs from base 1 to 918 and encodes 305 amino acids. Lineage: Eukaryota; Metazoa; Arthropoda; Insecta; Orthoptera; Acrididae. The record is from RefSeq and is a predicted model, not a curated record.
AUGGACAGAACGAAAACUGAAUUGUUGCAGUCCUUAGAUAAUAGUAUAGAUACUUUGAAAGUGGAGAUCGGUGGACAGAUAAAUGAUAUUAGAAAGUAUAACGAUACUUUCAGACAAGAAGUUACGGAGCAGAUAACAAAAGUAGCUUCUCAAUUGCAAUCACACAUUCAUGAGUCUAGGGAAGAAAAAGAUAAGCUGAUACUAGAUAUACAUAAGCUUUCAGAAGAUUUUGCUAGUCUGAAAUCAAAUCUCUCCACCGAUCUUGAAACUAACAACAAUGAUUUAAGAGAAGAGAUUCAAAACAUGGUUAAAGCUACCAGGGAUGAAUUUACUGAUUCUCUGGAAGAAGUUAAAACUGUUAUAAACAAUAUACAGGAAGAAAAAUUAUCUCACAUUACAAGUGAGUUAGAAAAGGAAAAACAAGAACUCUCUUCUCUUAAGCAACAAAUAGAGAGGAAUGAAAUAGAAUUAAACGAGUCUCAGCAAAGAGAAUCUUUUGAACGAUGCGGGUUGGAGAGACUUUGUGCAGAAGCAAACAAGACAAUUAGAACUGAUCAUAAUUUAGAUUUUGUAGUGGACAUUAACCAUGAUUAUAAUACCUCUGUAUGGAGCACAGAGAAUCCACAUGUAAAUGGAAAAGAACCUAUGGUUAUUCCUUGUACUAAAGAUUUGUGGGAAGAAAUUCGCAUUGAAAAUAGUGGUGGUGGUUCUGGAGAACUUCGUAAUUCUCAUAAUUGCCAAGUAAAGCGACCUUACUCAUCUAUUAACAAUAACAGUCGUAAUGUUAGGGCUUACAACAACAAUAAUAAUAGCAAUCCAAAUUUUCGUAACAAUAAUGAAGAGAAUGAGGGAAAAAAAGAGAAAAAAUUCAUAGAAAACAGGAAGAAAAGUCGUCUGAAAUUCAGGAAUACCCUGUAG